Molecule: messenger RNA, 939 nt
Organism: Rhizopus microsporus ATCC 52813
Lineage: Eukaryota; Fungi; Mucoromycota; Mucoromycetes; Mucorales; Rhizopodaceae
Exons: 4
Coding region: 1-939 (312 amino acids)
Cellular component (GO): nucleus
Source: RefSeq, a predicted model, not a curated record
AUGGACAUUGAUGGUCCAGAAUUUAUUAGUCAAGUGAAUGAACAAAUUGCAAGCUUACGUUUACUUGACAGAAAGGAUAUUGUGGAUGUCACCAUGUUUGACAUUACUCAUGAUUAUGUAAAGACAACACAUGACCUUCAUCUAUUCAAUCAAAGCUUAUCAAUAUCAGAUAUCAAUCAUUUUGCUCAAAUUGCAAUUGUUGAUACAAACUUUCUUAUUUCAAACUUGAAAUCUCUUCAGACUCUAUUAAAUUUGGCAGAAGAAAAUAUCGGAAGCUUGCUUAUAUUGAUACCCUGGGUUGUCAUAAGAGAAUUAGACAGUUUAAAGACAUGUAAUAGGAAAGAAGAAGUAGCUAUUUUGUCAAGGAAGGCGAUGAAAUUUAUUGAGAGUCAACUACGAAGUCAAGUCAAAUCAAUAAGAGGCCAGAGAUUACACGAAACUUUAGAUCAGAGUAACAUGCAGAAUGAUAAACUUAAAGGAGACGAUAGGAUAUUGGACUGUUGCAUGUACUUUCAAUUAACUACACAUAAGCCUAUAGUGUUAUUAUCCAACGAUAGAAACCUUUGUAUCAAAGUCAUGGUUCAUGGCAUAGAGUCAAUUUCAACAGAGACAAAGGAUAGAAUGAACGCGUUCUUUAAAAAGAUGGGCGUAUCUCAAAGACAGAUAGCCGAACCUGAAAAGUACACUGUUGAGGAAUCUUAUGAUAUGGAUAUAGAUGACGAUAAUGAUUAUACCCAGUACCAAGGCCAUUCAAUGGCAAUCGAUAACGUCCCACAUAUCCAAAAAUCCUCUUCUUCUGGUAGUAAAUGGGCGCAUGAGACUCUAAUUGCUCCCCGAAGGCCGACGCCUCCCCCUCUUCCUGAUCUAGCACCUCCUGCUAAUGCAUCAGAUCGUUCCACUUGGGCCUCCAUACAUGCUCCAAGGCGCAAAUACAAUUAG